CCUUCGGGACGCGCCGCCUCGCCGUGCGGUCGCCGUCGGGGAAACGAAAGCGGAACCGCCGCACGGGCGCCCGGGAUGCUGCGCGCCCCGCCGUUGGCAUCCGCGCCCCCCGCACGGAGUACUGCCGCCCCGCACCCCGGCACCGGGUCUCCGCACCCCGACACGAGCACGGCCCCGCCGCCCCGCCGCCCCGGUCCGGCCCCCCAGGCUGGGUGCCGAUAGCGGGGCGUCCCCCCCGCUCACCCCGCGCCCCACGCACCAUAGCGAGCCGCCUGCUCAUGGCCAGGGAUGUCCGGUGCAGUGAUGCCCGGUGCCGCCGCUGCUGGGUGGGACGUCCCGGGGCCGCCCUCUCUGGGAGAGGCGGGGUUGCUCACCAUGAAGCUCUGCCUGCUGCUGGUGUGCCUGGUGGCCACGGUCACGGCCACUGUCACCCCGGUGUCCACGCCAGAGACCACUCCUUCUGGAAGGGUGAAGCCUAUCAGACUGCAGCCAGCACAGACGGUAUUCCCACGUCUGUGGGACACGGGGACACCAACCCAGCCUGUGCCCAGCUCCAAUGCCAGCACCACGGAGGAACCCAGCCUGGGUGCCGUGUUGGAGGCCUUGGAGCCUCUGGGCCCUGUGGAAUUUGUGGCAGCACCCGAGGAGUCUGGAACCGCCGCCAACGGGAGCGUGGCCACACCUGAGCCUGAGACCACCACGGGUCCCCCCAGCACCCCUCCAGACACAAUAAAUCCACCGUGCCCUGGGGACGAGGAGCCGGCCGAGACCUGCUGGGCACCAACGAGGGAGCAGAAGGAGGAGGUGGCCAUGGCGCUGGGCACUUUCGCCCUACGCUUCUACCAGCACAUGGCAGAGUCUGCCAAACCCGACACCAACCUGCUCUUCUCCCCCGUCAACGUGGCCCUGGGGCUGUCACACCUCCUGCUGGGUGCCCGCGGUGAGACCCAGCAGCGCCUGGCUGCCAUCCUGGGGUACCAGCCAGGGCUGGCCUGCGUGCACAGCGCCCUGCAGCAGCUUGUCAAUGUGUCAGGGCUGCUCUCCGCCACAGAGAUCUUCCACCACCCAGACCUGCACCUCCGACCCCGCUUCUUGAAUGAGUCGUGGCGCUUCUACAAAGCCCGGCCACGGGAGCUGAGUGGUAACGAGAGCCUGGACUUGCAGCGCAUCAAUGAGUGGGUGCGCAAGGCCACACACGGGCUUGUGCCCCAGCUGCUGUCCCAGCUGCCUGAUGAGCCUCGCCUGGUGCUGCUCAGCGCUGUCCACUUCCAGGCCCGGUGGCAAAAGCCAUUCAAGACCAAGCAUACGGUGCUGCUGCCCUUCAUGCGCCACGGGCACCGGCCAGUGGACGUGCUCACGAUGACCAGCAAGAAGUAUCCCGUGGCCUCCUUCACUGACCCCCGCCUGCAGGUUCAGGUGGGGCGGCUGGAGCUGAGUGGGGGGCUGAGCCUGGUGGUACUCGUGCCGCGGGGACCCCCGGAGGCACUGGAGGCUGUGGAGCGAGCGCUGGACCCCCCCACCUUCCUGGCACUGCUGCAGCGGGCAGCCAACACCCCCGUGCGCCCUACUACCGUGGCCCUGCCACGCCUGCACCUCGACCUCGCCGUGGACGUGGUGGCCAAGGUGCACGACAUGGACUUUGGGCUGUUCCUGGAUGCGGAGCUGUGUGGGCUGGCACAGGGCCCAGAGGUGGCAGUGGACGCAGCGCAACACCGGGCUGUGCUGACGCUGGACGAGAAAGGCGUGGAGGCAGCGGGUGCCAUGGCCACCUCAUUGGCCCGCAUAGCUCUGCAGCUGGAGGCUUUGCAGCCCUUCCUCUUCGUGCUCUGGGAUGAAGGCAAUGCCAUCCCUCUCUUCAUGGGACGCCUUAGUGACCCCCAGGCCUGAUGCCUGCCCCCUCCUUCCUCGCCUCCAUUUCUUCCCUCCCUCCUUCUUUUAUCCCUGCCUUCUCUUCUUCCCCCUUCCACCUCUCUCUCCCUCUUCCCAUUCCUCUCUCCCUGCUUCCCCAUAUCUUCUCUCCCUCUCCUCCCUCCUUCCUUCCUUCCCUCUUCACUCCAUCUUUCUUUCUUCCAACCAACCUCCCUCUUGCAACAACCCUCCAGCCACAUCCUUCUUUUCUCCCUUCUCCCUCCCACACUUCCCAAUUCCUCCUCCCCCAUUGGGUGCUCCUGGCCCCCCAGCAGCUCCUGUGCCUCUGUUCCCCCCAUCAGCUCUGGGCCUGAGGCCCCAAUAAAAGCUUUGAGUCAC
Molecule: messenger RNA, 2247 nt
Organism: Gallus gallus (chicken)
Lineage: Eukaryota; Metazoa; Chordata; Aves; Galliformes; Phasianidae
Gene: SERPING1
Product: serpin family G member 1
Exons: 8
Coding region: 289-1887 (532 amino acids)
Biological process (GO): negative regulation of endopeptidase activity
Molecular function (GO): serine-type endopeptidase inhibitor activity
Source: RefSeq, a predicted model, not a curated record